Oryctolagus cuniculus (rabbit) is the source of this 3259-nucleotide messenger RNA. It is a transcript of the gene SNX8, whose product is annotated as sorting nexin 8. The record is from RefSeq and is a predicted model, not a curated record. NCBI's taxonomy places the organism in Eukaryota, Metazoa, Chordata, Mammalia, Lagomorpha, Leporidae. Gene Ontology annotation, molecular function: phosphatidylinositol binding. Gene Ontology annotation, cellular component: early endosome membrane. Gene Ontology annotation, biological process: intracellular protein transport; early endosome to Golgi transport.
GGAAGUCACGUGUGCACACGGGCUCACAUGACUGGCGGCGCGAUGGACCCGCUGCCCGCGGCGCCAGUCGGGGCGGCAGCUGAGGCGGAGGCUGACGAGGAGGCGGAUCCCCCGGCGGCAGACUUGCCAAGGCCCCAGGUCCUGGAGCAGAGGGACCCAGAUCCCACGCGAAUGCAAAUGCCUCAGGGGAACCCGCUGCUGCUGUCCUACUCCCUGCAGGACCUGCUGGCCAGGGACACGGUGCAGGUGGAGCUCGUCCCCGAGAAGAAGGGCCUCUUCCUGAAGCAUGUGGAGUACGAGGUUUCCAGCCAGCGCUUCCAGGCCUCCGUGUACAGACGGUACAAUGACUUUGUGGUCUUCCACGAGGUGCUGCUGCACAAGUUCCCGUACCGCAUGGUGCCGGCCCUGCCACCCAAGAGGAUGCUGGGAGCCGACAGGGAGUUCAUCGAGGGCCGCCGGAGGGCCCUGAAGCGCUUCCUCAACCUGGUGGCCCGGCACCCGCCGCUCUGCGAGGACGGCCUCCUGCAGCUCUUCCUGUGCUUCGGCGGCCCUGAUGUGCAGAACAAGCUCAAGGGGUCUGUUCAGUGCCUUGGAGACGAGUUCAUGAGCUGUGAGCUGGCGGCCAGGGCGAAGGACUUCCUCCCAGCUGACAUCCACGCGCAGUUUGCCGUCAGCCGGGAGCUCAUCCGGAACAUCUACAACAGCUUCCACAAGCUGCGUGACCGGGCCGAGCGGAUGGCGGCCCGCGCCGUGGACAACGCCGCCGACCUCCUCAUCUUCGGGAAGGAGUUGAGUGCCUUAGGCUCUGACACCACGCCGCUGCCCUCCUGGGCCGCCCUGCACAGCAGCACGUGGGGCUCCCUGAAGCAGGCGCUGAAGGGGCUGUCUGUGGAGUUCACACUGCUCGCCGACAAGGCUGCGCGGCAGGGCAAGCAGGAAGAGAACGAUGUGGUGGAGAAAUUAAACCUUUUCCUGGACUUGCUGCAGUCCUAUAAGGACCUGUGCGAGCGGCACGAGAAGGGCGUGCUGCACAAGCACCAGCGGGCGCUGCACAAGUACAGCCUGACGAGGAGGCAGAUGAUGAGCGCCACGGCGCAGAGCCGCGAGCCCGAGGCCGUGCAGCAGCUGGAGUCCCGCAUCGUGGAGCAAGAGAGCGCCAUCCAGACCAUGGAGCUGAGGAACUACUUCUCCCUGUACUGCCUGCACCAGGAGACGCAGCUGGUGCACGUCUACCUGCCCCUCACCUCCCACAUCCUCGGGGCCUUCGUGAACUCCCAGAUCCAGGGCCACAAGGAGAUGAGCAAAGUGUGGAACGAGCUGGCGCCCAAGCUGAGCUGCCUCUUUGCCGGGCCGCACGGUGCUACGGCCGCCACCGCCGGGGGUCCCGCAGGCCGGCUGUGCCCUCACUAGUGCCCGAGGCCCCGGCCAGCUCCUGCGGCCUCACCAAAGCCUCUUUCCACACGCGUGUCCCUGGCUCGUUCCCUCUGGACUGCAGCCCCUGGUGCUCCUGGGGGCCUGGUGCUCCUGAGGCCAGGAAGUCUGGAUGUGCCCUCACGGCCUGUCCUGCCAGCCUGCGGGGAGGAGCCCGCGGGUUCCCAGCUGCUGACUGGGGGAAGCAAGGAUCGCGUUCCCACGGCAGUGCCUUGGGGGACUGGGGACUCCUGCAUGGGACACUGGGAGGGGGUCAGCCACAGGGCAGGACCGCCGCCGCAGCGUGUGCUGGGCGAGCUCUCAGAGCUGUGGGGCCACUGCCAGCGUCUGCAGACACUCUAGGCUCUGGGGGGUGGGGGCAGGGACCCUUGCUGCACCAGUGCUACAGGGCACGGACCUGGUGUCAGGUGCCCCGACUGCCCCUCCACACACGCAGACCUCCAGACCCCGCGUGCCUCGUGGUCUGGGUGUGGAGGACGUGGCUCUGAGACCUGGAAACCGUGUGAACGGGGCUUCUGUCCAUCCAGGGCUGGUCACCCAGUGCCGGAGCCCACACCGCGGGCCCCGAGCCUGCUGGGGCAGGGAAGUGUUACAGGGGUUCACCCCCUUCCAAGGCCACGAGGCCCUGGCCCAGCCGCCCCCAGGGGCAGGUGAAGGAGGCUCUUCUGCUUUGUGGGGUCAGAGGUCACGGAGGCCCAGUGUGCCGCUGCCUGAGUCUCCUGGUGGGAACCGUGCGGGGCCUCCCGGUGCCCAGUGUUCUGGGGCGGGGGGAGAUGCUAGGGGAGGACUUGCCUGGAUGACAGCCCCUCUGUAGUCCUCCUCCCAGGGGCAUGGCCAGGGCUGUGCUCCCAGCCUGAGGUAGGGCUGCACCGGGCCCCUGUGCAGUGCAGGCGGCCAUCCUUGGGGCCAGCUGGCUCAUGUCCCCGGGCUGGGAGAGUCGGGUCUCUGGCCAUGGUGGGCCCUGUGGGUCUGUGCCUUCCUGCCUGGGGUGGCUGGUGCCUGCAUUUGGAACCACUGGCCCCACCCAAGUCACAGCCACUUGUGCCUCGGAACCCUCCCCCAGGCGUAGAAGCAAGCACUCAGCUGCCCAGGGGACUCAGGCCCAGCGCCUGAGCUGGAGUGCGUGCCCCCUGGUCUGCUGUGGACCCUACAGACUUGUCACUGCUCCCCGCCCAGGUGGGGGGGGGACAGGGGCCUCCAGGGCAGGCGCUGUCAGCACAGCGGCCAAGGGGACCCCAGUACCAAGGCUUCAGAAUAAACUGAAAAGAACUUGACCGACAGGGACCUGGCGCGUGACUCGCGAGGUCUCCCUGCAGGCCUUCGGGGCCCUGCGCUGUCUCCCCGGCUGAGGCAGGGGUGCUGGGGCCCCACAGCUGGCAGAGGGGGAGCCUCCUACCCUGGUCACCCACCUUCCCCCAGGCGUGAGCCAGCAGCAGGUCAGCGGGGUGGGACCUGCUGGGCACGGCAGGCAGGGGCUGCCGCCUUCUGGCCCUGCCUGGUUUUCCUGGGAGAGGGAGAUGGCACCUGCCGCUCAGCCCGUGUCCCGGCCCAAGGUGGCAGAGUGGGUGUCUCCCCAGUGCCAGGCCGAGUGAGGGUGACCUGCCGUGUGGUGGCAGUGGGCGCCACGCGGUCCCUGGCCAGGCUUGCUGUGCGUCUAAGGCUUCUCCCUUCCUACGGGAGCGAGGUUUUCGUAGGAGGCACUUUGAGGCUGUGGGAAUCAAUUACUGCGACCUGCAAUAAACUGGAAGCGUUUACAGAUGGCUUAUGUGCCGCAGUCCCUACCCCCAACUUCCACGAGCGGUCAUUAAACUCAUGGACGCAAGCUGGG